CGCGAUCUUGAAGCAACUGCGUGUUUAUGACGAAGCUGCUGGACUCGAGGGCCCGGACGUGAGCCAGCUCUCCGCUGAGGAUGCUCGGCCUGCUUUCGGCUGCAGCUGCCCGAAAGCCCGGGAACAUCUUUCCGCCCGUUUGAGCAAGCGGGAGCUUACCCGGCGCUUCCGCCUUAGUCCCGGGCCAGGGGCCCCUGACCUCCCCUUUGACACAAGGUUUCUUGCCGCCAAGCCACCUCUGCACAUUUCAAAGACAUCAAUCCCAAAGUCUUCAUCCCCCACUCUGCUCCCACUGCCAAGACACAGAAGUGAAAAAAUACGGAGGUGCUGGACCUGAGGAUGUUGAGGAUGAUAUUACUGAUCAACAGAUAAUAAGGAAACACCAGUUUAACUUAAGUUUACACCAUGGAUGGUGCAAAGAAGAAUGACAAUUACAAAGAAGACCUUCUGCUUAGGGUGGGACUUAAUGAUAAUAAAGCUGGAAUGGAAGGAUUAGAUAAAGAAAGAAUUAACAAAAUUAUAAUGGAAGCCACAAAGGGGUCCAGAUUUUAUGGAAAUGAACUCAAGAAAGAUAAGCAAGUCAACCAACGAAUUGAAAAUAUGAUGCAACAAAAAGCUCAAAUUACCAGCCAACAACUAAGAAAAGCACAAUUUCAGGUUGACAAAUUUGCAAUGGAAUUAGAACAGAACCGGGAUCUGAACAAUACCAUCGUGCACAUUGACAUGGAUGCUUUCUACGCAGCUGUAGAAAUGAGAGACAAUCCAGAGUUAAAGGAUAAACCCAUUGCGGUGGGAUCAAAGAGUAUGUUGUCUACCUCAAAUUACCUUGCAAGGAGGUUUGGUGUUCGCGCAGCGAUGCCAGGAUUUAUUGCUAAAAGACUCUGCCCACAGCUUAUUAUAGUGCCCCCAAACUUUGACAAAUACCAAGCUGUGAGUAGAGAGGUUAAGGAAAUACUUGCUGAUUAUGACCCCAACUUUAUGGCCAUGAGUCUUGAUGAAGCCUACUUGAAUAUAACAAAGCACUUACAGGAAAGACAAAAUUGGCCAGAGGACAAAAGAAAGCAUUUCAUCACAACAGGGAACUCUCUAGAAAAUGAUAAACCAGGAAAGGAUAUUAAUAAACCGAGUGAACUUGAAGGCUCCAUCUCUCCACUACUUUUUGAUGACAGUCCUCCUGAGUUACAGCCCCCAGGAGAUUCCUUCCCAGUGAACUUUGAAGAACAAAAUAAUCCUCAGCUACUCCAAAAUUCAGUUGUUUUUGGAAUAUCUGCUGAGGAAGUGGUAAAGGAAAUUCGUUUCAGGAUCGAGCAAAAAACAAGACUGACAGCCAGUGCAGGCAUUGCCCCAAAUACCAUGUUAGCAAAAGUUUGCAGUGAUAAGAAAAAACCAAAUGGACAGUACCAAAUUCUCCCCAACAGACAAGCUGUGAUGGAGUUCAUCAAGGACUUACCCAUUAGAAAGGUCUCUGGAAUAGGAAAAGUUACAGAGAAAAUGUUAAAGGCCCUUGGAAUAACUACCUGUACAGAACUCUACCAACAGACGGCAUUACUUUCUCUCCUGUUCUCUGAAACAUCUUGGCGUUAUUUCCUUCAAAUCUCCCUGGGUCUAGGUUCAACACACCUGGCAAGGGAUGGAGAGAGGAAAAGCAUGAGUGUCGAGAGGACAUUCAGUGAGAUAAGUAAAGCAGAAGAACAGUAUAGUUUAUGCAAAGAACUUUGCAGUGAACUUGCUCAAGAUCUGCAGAAAGAAGGACUUAAGGGUAGAACUGUUACUAUUAAGCUGAAGAAUGUGGAUUUUGAAGUAAAAACUCGGGCAUCUACAGUUUCAUCUGUUGUUUCUACUGCAGAAGAAAUAUUUGCAAUUGCUAAAGAAUUGCUAAGAACAGAAAUUGAUGCUGAUUCUCCACAUCCCUUGAGAUUAAGACUAAUGGGUGUGCGGCUAUCUGGGUUUCCCAGUGAAGAAGACAAGAAACACCAACAAAGGAGCAUUAUUGGCUUCUUACAGGCUGGAAACCAAACGCUGUCAGCAACUGGGUGUAUACUAGAGAAAACUGACAAAGAUCAGUUUCUGAAACCUCUAGAAAUGUCUCCUAAGAAGAGUUUCUUUGAUAAAAAACGAUCAGAAAGGAAAUGGAGCCACCAAGACCUAUUUAAACAUGACACUGUUGAUAAGCAAAGUUUACAGACAUCACAAUCAUUCCAAGUUUUAAAGAAGAUGAAUGAGAACUUAGAAACAUCAGAAAAUUUAGAUUACUGUCAGAUAUUUACCUGUCCUAUUUGCUUUAAGGAACAAGGAAGCAUCAGUCUGGAAGCCUUUAAUAAACAUGUGGAUGCAUGUCUUAAUGAACCUUCAAUCAGUGAAAAGGCUACAAUAGUCUCAUGUUUACAUGCUUGCUCCACAGAAGUUAACAGGAAGGAAAAUGUACAUCAUCCUAAUUCGUUUCAUGAGAAGAAAAAUUAUGAAACCCAUCAGAAGAAUAUAGAAAUCACUUCAGUAGAUGGUAUAGACUUGGUAGAGACUUUAGGUAACCCAUCUGAAGCAGAAAGUGUAGAUACUUUAAGUAAUAAACACAGUGUAGAGAAAUGUUCUCGUCUACCAACCAAAUGGCUUAAUACUGACCACUGUUGUCAGAAUUCUUCUUGUACAGUUUCAGUGGAAAAUGAAGAUGUGGGGUCAUUAAGUCGGCAAGAACCCCUGGAAACUUAUUUACAUGAAAUGAUGACAAACCAAACUCUAAUUUGUCCUGUUUGUAACAUAGAACAAAAGACUUCAGAUCUUGACCUGUUUAAUGUGCAUGUGGAUGUUUGCUUGAAUAAAGGCAUUAUCCAGGAACUGAAAAAGGAUAAAGAUAAUCCAGUUAACCAAGCCGAAGGAAGCACCAAAAGUACUGGUAACUCAGGCAGAAUCCAGAGGACUAUAACAAAGACAAAAAGGUCAGGAUUGAUGACAAAGAACUCAACAUCUAAGAAAAUAAAACCAAAUAAUCCCAAAAAUACCAUUGAUACAUUUUUUAAAUGAAUAUCAAGCCAUUUUGUGAUUCAUUUUAACUGAAACUUUAUUUUAUAAUCAGUGAAUCUGUUUUUCCUCAUUUUAAGGUUGUAGAUCAUUUAGGGGAAGACAAAUGCAAUAAUCCGUCCCCUGAUGAUGUUCCCCUUAUAUGAAUUUGGAAUAUGUAGUAAUUUAUUUCUAAUGCCUGUUUGAUAAUCAUGAGAAUUUCACUUCCAUUAUACAGCAAUUAAAAACCAGUGCUGUUAGAGAUCAUUUUAACAUAAGAAGUUAGGAAUGAGAUAGGAAAGUUAUUUCUUUAUUAUGUUGUAUAAUGACUAUAAAAACUUAUUUAUAAAGGUUCUCAGAGUUUCAUACAAACCUUUUUUAGCAUAAGAAUUUUUUUGCACUUAACCAUUUUGUUGGCACUGAACUGCUGUAUUUGCCCUUAGCACCUUCCGUGACUUUGUAUAUUCAUAUUUUAGCUACCUCAGAAGAAUUCAUAAUUAAAAUUUAUCAUACUUCUAUGAAGAAUAUUACCUUAGCAGAACCAGCAUGAGUGGUUUUGUUACCUUUAGGAAAAUCAUAUCCCAGUAGUAUUUUCUGUGUUAAAAGAAUUUUUGCUUAAACCAUAAUUAUUCAUUUGAUUUUUUUAUUUAAAUUUCUUUCAUCUUAUGAAUAAGUACUUGAUUCACCUUAAAAUAUAUUUAUUCUGGGAUUCACCUAAAAAAUAUUUAGUCAAAUUAUUUCCUUAUCUAGGGCUUUUAAAAGGCAAUAUUUUGUUUCUUGGCAGUUACAUUUAUACUUGAUAAAAAUAUAUAAAAAAGAUAAAUUGUACACUCACUUUAUUUUUAUUAUAACCUAGAGAAAAAUGUGCAAUUCAAAAGAUUAAUGUGUAUUAAAACAAUUCAUAUAUCUUAGUUAUAUAUCUGUCACAUAUUUAUUAAGAUUUGUGAAGGAAGACAGCUUAGCAGUAGUUAGCUUUAUUUAGUGACUCAAAAUACUUUUGUGCUAUCAAUGUAUUUGUCGAAAGAACAAUUAUUUCAUGAAAACUUGAAGAAGGAAGCCUAUUUUCUGUUACUAUUUUAGGAAACUGAAUCUUUUGUUGUCUUACACAUUUUCAUUUUUCCUAUUUUUCCUAUUUUAUAGCUCAUCUAAAUUCAUAAAGACUUAGAACUUCUCAUGGCCUUAUAGCUAAAGUGGUAACUUGACUUUAAAUUACUUGGUUGUUUAAAAUUAGGUUUAACGUUUCUCAGCAUGCUGAUCUCAUACCUAAUAUUAUAUGUUAUGGCAAAUACAAAGUCGUAGAACUGUGGUUCUUUGUUGUGUGAUUUACAUAUAUAAAUUUUGUAUAAAAUUGAAGUCCAACAAAAUACUGAUUUAAUGUACUGAAAGGUAAUUAGCACUGUAUUUAUUUUCCAUCUUGCCUCAAGUUUAUUUUUAUUGUGCUUCCAACAUUA
Molecule: messenger RNA, 4445 nt
Organism: Talpa occidentalis (Iberian mole)
Lineage: Eukaryota; Metazoa; Chordata; Mammalia; Eulipotyphla; Talpidae
Gene: POLK
Product: DNA polymerase kappa
Exons: 17
Coding region: 406-3018 (870 amino acids)
Biological process (GO): error-prone translesion synthesis
Cellular component (GO): nucleus
Molecular function (GO): DNA-directed DNA polymerase activity; damaged DNA binding
Source: RefSeq, a predicted model, not a curated record